Molecule: messenger RNA, 1585 nt
Organism: Durio zibethinus
Lineage: Eukaryota; Viridiplantae; Streptophyta; Magnoliopsida; Malvales; Malvaceae
Product: lysophospholipid acyltransferase 1-like
Biological process (GO): phospholipid biosynthetic process; triglyceride biosynthetic process; lipid modification
Cellular component (GO): membrane; endoplasmic reticulum
Molecular function (GO): acyltransferase activity
Source: RefSeq, a predicted model, not a curated record
CAUUCUCGAUUCAAUUAUUAAAACUUUUCUUCUUUUUUUUUUUAUGCUUUCUUUGUCAGUACUCGGUGUAUAAAAAUUGACGACCGCUACAAACUCACUGAGCGGAACUCGUUUGUUUCAUCAGACUGGAAGACUGGGUCUGAGUCAACAUUCCUAACGAAGAUGGAACUUGACAUGGAAACUAUGGCGGCAUCGAUUGGUGUAUCUGUGCCGGUGCUUCGGUUCCUUUUAUGUUUCGUGAUGACUAUACCGGUGAGUUUUCUAUGGCGACCAGUUCCAGGCCGACUAGCUAAACACGUUUACUCAGCGUUUACAGGAGCGUUGCUUUCCUAUCUGUCAUUUGGGUUCUCUUCAAAUUUGCAUUUCUUGGUGCCCAUGUUAUUGGGUUAUGCUGCAAUGGUUCUUUAUCGCCCCAAGUGUGGGAUUAUCACAUUUUUCUUGGGUUUUGGUUAUUUGAUUGGCUGCCAUGUAUAUUACAUGAGCGGGGAUGCGUGGAAGCAAGGAGGCAUCGAUGCCACUGGUGCGUUGAUGGUCUUGACACUGAAAGUCAUUUCAUGUGCAAUAAAUUACAAUGAUGGGUUGUUGAAAGAGGAAGGGUUACGUGAGGCCCAGAAGAAAUACCGGUUGAUUAAGUUGCCUUCACUGAUUGAAUAUUUUGGGUAUUGCCUGUGCUGUGGCAGUCACUUUGCUGGUCCAGUUUAUGAGAUGAAGGACUACCUUGACUGGACAGAAGGGAAGGGGAUGUGGGCUCGUUCAGAUAAAGGACCAUCACCAUCACCUUAUGGAGCAACUCUCCGAGCACUUGCCCAAGCAGCUUUGGCCAUGGCAUUGUAUCUUUACCUUAUACCGCAUUAUCCCUUGUCUCGGUUUACUGAACCUGUAUACCAAGAAUGGGGAUUCUGGAAGAAGUGGAGUUACCAGUAUAUGGCUGGCUUUUCAAUGCGGUGGAAAUAUUAUUUCAUCUGGUCAAUUUCGGAGGCAGCUAUUAUUAUAUCUGGCCUGGGUUUCAGUGGAUGGACAGAAUCUUCACCACCAAAACCAAAAUGGGAUCGUGCGAAGAUUGUUGACAUUCUAGGAUUUGAGUUAGCAAAGAGUUCAGUGCUGUUACCACAUGUCUGGAACAUUCAAGUUAGCACCUGGCUUCGUCACUAUGUUUAUGAGAGACUUAUUACCAAGGGGAAGAAGCCUGGUUUUUUCCAGUUGCUGGCCACACAGACUGUCAGUGCUGUUUGGCAUGGACUGUAUCCUGGGUACAUCAUAUUCUUUGUUCAGUCAGCUUUGAUGAUUGCUGGUUCAAGAGUUAUUUUCCGAUGGGAACAAGCUGUACCUACGAAUAUGGCUCUUGCGAAGAAAGCAGUUGCCUUCGCGAACUUUGCUUACACAAUUUUUGUUCUGAACUACUCCUGUGUUGGUUUUAUGGUACUAAGCAUGCAUGAGACACUUGCCUCAUACGGGGGUGUGUAUUAUGCUGGAACCAUCCUUCCGAUGGCAUUGAUUCUCUUGGGUUACAUAAUACCUGCAAAACCUGCCAGAUCUAAAGCUCGUAAAGAACAGUGAGGCGAAAGCCAAAUUUCUUCUCAUUGGA